Molecule: messenger RNA, 3719 nt
Organism: Acanthochromis polyacanthus (spiny chromis)
Lineage: Eukaryota; Metazoa; Chordata; Actinopteri; Pomacentridae
Gene: ginm1
Product: glycoprotein integral membrane 1
Exons: 8
Coding region: 63-1136 (357 amino acids)
Source: RefSeq, a predicted model, not a curated record
GUUCUAAUGUCUUGCUCUAUGUUUUUGUUGUAGCUCUUUUGCUGCUGGUAGGUGAAGUCAAAAUGGAAACGACAUGGCCUACAGUGUGUGUUAUAUUUCUUAUUUUCGCCUCUGUAACACACACAGAGUCGUUGACCAGGCAACUAAAUACGGAAAACAUCCUGAUUAACGUGACAGCAGGGACGCUGGCGGAUACACAACUUCAGGAUUCUAACAACUUGCAGAUAAAUUUAAAUAUAUCGGUGGGCGAAGAACAGGUGUUUGUCAAUGACAUCCCUGUAGAGCUGUCAGGAGUCACCAGGUUCAACUGUCAAGCACUUCUCUUGGACAGCAUCAAUGGAAGCAGCGAGUUCGAAUCGGGGGACUUGGUGUCGACUGUCACCCGGGUGAUGGUGAGCCAGAACAGACUGUACAGUGACUCAGAGGAGGUGGUGGCUCUUCAAGUGUUCAGUGAAGUCAUAGAAAUGGAAGGCAAAGAGGUCCAGCAGCCUGACAUGUGUGAGGUGAAAAUCCUGAUGAGCCCAGACUUCCAGAAGCUGGCUCAGUUUACCAACAUCUACCCCAUCGGACACAGCGAGAUCUUCAGGGUUCCCAGGGAAAACGACGUUGUUGUCACAGAUCCACCGAAUUCUAGAAAAGAUGAAGAACAGCUGAUGUCUCAGACCACCAGCCAGUAUCCCCUGAAGCACACAGAGACCACCCAGGAGGAGACUGCAGCUCCGGGAAAGCUUCCAGAGACUCCCCUGCGUAUGGACCCCGACCUGCUUUAUGAUGUCCAAUUCGAUGAUGAAUUUGAUGACCGAGACCCGAGCCAGUCGGAUCAGAAUCAGAUGGAAUCGCCGCCCAAGGAAUUCAUAUCAUCUUACUCUGCCAUGUGUCAGUGGGUAGAGCAGGCCAGGGUUCGUCUGCGGCGCUUCUGCUCCGAGUCACUGCCUCUCUUCUUCCUGGUCAUGUGGGUGGUGGUGAUCGGCGUCGUCGGAUCAGCCGUCAUCGUCAGGAUCUUGGACAUGUUCUUCCCGAUUUGUGAACACAAGCACAUUUUCCACCUAAACCCAGUCACUCUAAUGCCAGAGGACGAGAAGCACAACCUGCUGGAGAACAUUGAAAUAGAAGCAGAGGAAGAAGAGAAGCCUUGAAUGAGGAUUGACUUGGUCAGCUCCCUUCAGUUUGUUCUUAUUUGUCCUUUAACCUACUGCUUCGUUUCAAGCUUAUAUUCAGAUCUGUGAACCACUAUUGCUUUACACUUCAGUUUACUCUUUAAACACGUUAGCCAUAAAACAGGAGCUAGUUUAAAGAGCCUGUAUUAUGGGUUUAGAUCAAAUUCCAGUCUUUCAGGUUGGUGUGUUGGAAAGCUGAUGGUAUGUUACCUGAUUCUGCAUGCUUAACUCAUUGUUUGAAAAUGAUUUUGCUGUUGUAUUUGGUCAGAUAAAUGUCACAUAUAUUGAGGCACUAAUGACUCUACCUAGCUACUUGCCUUUUAAGGUAAGUAACAAGGUGAUGCAUUACUAUUUAAUAGAAAGCUUUGGAGUACUUUUGCUUUACCCAAUACCAAAACAAAAUCCGAGUUUUAUUUAAUUUCUGUAAUAUUUUAUGGUCUACAUUUUAGUGGCAAAGUGGUCCAACCCACAACCCAAAUACAGCGUUACAGUGGCACUUCAAAUGUUAGACCAUUCUUCAGAACGCAAAAUUUUGAACCCUUUUUUCUCAAAGGCUGCAGAAAGUGGGUGAGACCACUCUGCUUCCAAACCCUUCAAGUGAUGUGCGCCAAAGAUUUGAAGCUCAGCUUUUAAAGAGAAUAGUUUGGUGUUUUGUGAAUUAUACUACAGAUUCGUCAAAAACAUUGACACCGCUCUCUAGUGAAGCUCCAGAUGCUGGUUUAGCUUAGCUUAGCUUAGCUUAGCUUAGCGUGAAGACUGGAAACAGGAUAAAACAGCUGCGAUAUGUUGUCUUCUAUUAAUUUCAUUUAAAAAACUGUAAGACUAAAUCAGACAACUUGUGUUUUCAUGGGCUAUUUUUUGGGUAUGGUGGAGGACCUUUCAAGAGGUUUGUCCUACCACGACAUUGCCAGGCAACCAGGAUAUUUCCUAAAAUGCCAAGCUAUCCCUUUAAGUCAACUUUUCACAAGGAAUCCUCAAUUUUAAAAAAACAUAGCGAUUCAAUGACAAUUGAAGACGAGAAGCUUCAGAACUCCGACUAAAUAGAUUAUCUGGUGAGAUCGUUUCCUCAGUUUUCUUUUUCUUUUUACCAAAAGGUAGCAGCACAGGUAAGAACAGUCUCAAGCUUGAGGAAGAAGCUGAUGCACAGUGAGUUCUGUGGGCUGAGACAAUGAAUACGAACAAACUGAGUGUUUUAGGAACUGCAUCCAAUUAUUUAAAGUUUACGUUCCCUGAAAACACUUUGUGUCUGUAGCAUUAUUGUACAGGUCACUUUUUUCGCACUAUACUUCUUUUUCUGCCAAAAUUGUACCCUCACAGCUGGAAAAAAUGAAGAAAAUGGACUUAAUCAGUAUAUUUAUUUAACAUGAGGCAGGCAUAUUGUCGUCCUUUAAGUGAAGACAAGAUAAUUGCUUCAAGCAUUAUAUUUGAAUCUGCUGCUGCCGGUAGAUCUGAUUAAACAAUGUUUAAUCAAAAUGAAGGCAAAGCUAUGCAGAUCACCAUGUGGGCAUGUUUUGAGUCACAGUUUAGAAUCAGUGGAUCUAAAGUUCACGACUAAAAAGCACCUCCCUGUGAGGCCAACUGCACACUUUUGAAGGUUAAUAUGUUGAUUUUCUUUCCUUCACGGUGCCUCUGUGACUAUUUGGGGGACUCUAUCACUAAAUGGGGAAUCAUAUUGUAUUUUUCUUUAAUCGUUUUGUGUGCGGCUUCCUGUUACUAAUAGAAUGUAAAUGAUGUCUUUCAGAAUGUCUAUGCACUUCUAAACAUAUAAGGCAAACUACUGCUCUGAGUGAACUGAUGUAUAAUACAGUACAAGACUGAUUGUUAAAAGAGAGAAUCUGCACUUAAAGAGUUGGAUUUGGGGGUGACACCUGCAUGGAUGUGGUUAAUCGCAGCAGGAUUUGUAGGCAGCAUUGGCUCAGACAAGAAACCUCCUUAGUAUCACUCCAGAUGUUUCACUGGGCUGGUUCUGAGGGACCAAACAGCUGGACCGGUCAUCAGUCAAAAACAUGGGUUUGAUUCAUCCUAAAUUCAGCAUCAGCGUGUUUAUUUUGUGUGCGUGUGUGUGUUUGUUAUUUCAUUACUUGUCGAGCUUUUUCUAAGACACCCUAAAAGCAUCAGCUUGUGCACCUUAGAGCAGCUGAAGUCAUGAUUUUAUCUUCUGGGCUAGGUUAAAACUGCAGAAUGCAUGAUGUACUCCGUUAGCAAAAAGGUGCAUGUGUUGUCUAGCUAGUGAAUGCAGUUUGCUGCUCAAUCAGCAACUUAUACAUGAAAACUAGGAAACUGCAUGAUGACUCAAAGCAGCCUCAGAUUCCUAAUUGUUCAGCUCUGUAUAACAGAGUGCUGUAGAUAACACUAAAUUUAGCCUGCAAGGCAAACAGUGUAUCAGGCAUGAGGUAAUAAACAACAGAAAUAUGUUUUAAUUUGCUCUUCGUUUAAACGGUGUUAGAUCCAUGUGUUAUCUUUUUGACAUCUGUGUGCAAAAAUUGUCUGAAUUACAGCUGGACUGUGUAUUUGAGUCAAAUCAUGCUGAUUAAAUGCUUUCCUAAAGACCAUCAAACCUUA